AUGGGUGUCCCUUUCCCAGAUAUCAACCCUUAUGAAGUCUUAGGGGUCGACUCAGACGCAUCGCCGAUACUAAUCAAGAAAACUUAUAAAAGACUAUGUUUAAAGCAUCACCCUGAUAAGAAACACCAACAAAGCAAAUCCAACGACGAGGCUAAACAAGCACAAGAAGUGGGAGAACAAGGAGAGCAAGGAGGACAAGAGCAAGAACAGGAGCUAUUUACCAAGAUACAAUUUGCAUAUAGCAUCUUAAACGAUCCCAUUAAAAGAAACCGAUACGAUACCUUGGGUUCGUUAUUCGACGCUGACUUUUAUGGCGAUGGCGACGAAGCUUUCGACUGGAAAGAAUACUUCCAAUCCAUGAAUGAGAAGAUAACCAUAGAGAUGAUUGAAGAGGACAAGUUGAAGUACCAAGGUUCAGACGAAGAAGAGCAGGACAUAAUAUCGAAUUUCGUCUACUACGACGGAGAUUUCUUGAAAUUGUUUGAGUCGAUACCACAUCUAGAGUUCACCCCUUUUGAAGAGCAAAGGGUCUACAAGAUUGUGGAGGCUAAAGUGGCAACUAUACCGGGGUUGGACAAGUCGAUACUCAGAUCGUGGGAAAAAUACACCAAGUCCAGGAAAACCAAAGUGCGCAACAUGUUGAACAAAUUGGCCAAGGAAGCGAAGGAAGCCAAGGAGUUGGAGAAACUAAUCAAGGACAAGAGAAGCAAAGGCCUGGACUUGAAGAGCCUAAUCAAGAGUCGUCAGAACCAUCGAAUGGAUGAUUUGAUUGCAAACUUGGAAUCAAAAUAUGCAAAGAAACGCGGCAAAAAGAGAAGCAGCGAAGAAAUUGACGAGGACGAGUUUGAAAGGAUUCAGCUGAAACUCAUGAAAAAGAAGAAAUGA
Molecule: messenger RNA, 885 nt
Organism: Lodderomyces beijingensis
Lineage: Eukaryota; Fungi; Ascomycota; Pichiomycetes; Serinales; Debaryomycetaceae
Source: the annotation of a GenBank genome assembly